Molecule: messenger RNA, 1104 nt
Organism: Dermacentor andersoni
Lineage: Eukaryota; Metazoa; Arthropoda; Arachnida; Ixodida; Ixodidae
Source: RefSeq, a predicted model, not a curated record
GCGUUCCCGGAUGUUAGUUCCCUAAGUUGGUUUCCAACUGUCCCUAUGGGGCCACUGAAUACCUAGUGUGUCACGUGAUUGGGGAGGUUUCUUCCCUGUAUUGCUGCCGGAUUAUACAACAACCCUAGUGCGUGCAAUGUCGGAAUGGCGCACGUCUGUGAUCGAGCUGCCAUCGGCGAUGACGAUCGUCGCUGCGAAUUUUGCAGCAAACUGUUCAUACAGAGGAAGAACAUGCUGCAACACAUCAGGAACGUUCACAAAAUGGCCGUGGAUGUCAAGAAAUUGAUGAAAUGCGACGUAUGUGGCACUUCCCUGCCUACAAUGGAGAAGUAUUCGGUGCACCAGAUCGCUGCGCACAACUUCGAGGCUGAUUACGUGUACCUGGUGUUCUGGAACAAUAAGGAAUUUCAUGAAUGGAAAGCAGAAGAAGAGGGUAGCCAAAACUACUGGUUCAUUUUGCCCAGGGACCCCAAAAAGCUGGCCAGUGGAGAAACAAGGAUCCACUAUUACUGUAAUAGAUCAGGCGAGGCAAGGAAAAAGGAAGGUCAUAGUGACCGUCGGGAGAAAAGUCAGGGGAGCUGUAGGUCUGAUCUUGUGCUAUGAGAUGAGGAGGUGUAAAAUAAAAACACCGUGUAGAUUUCACAAUGCCUUUAAGAAACCACGCGAAGCUUGGAGAUGAAGCAUUACAUGCACCUUGAACCAAGUGUCUGGACACAGUGAGUGAAAGUUGUUUUGUCAUGAGCGAGGGUGUCGGUGUUACUUGUAACUACCUUUAAAUAAAGGUUUGUUUCAAAACAGUGGCUCAACUCUGUGUUUCCCCCGGUAAAAAACACAACCAUUGGGAUUUUCAUGAGCGAGGGUGUCGGUGUUACUUGUAACUACCUUUAAAUAAAAGUUUGUUUCAAAACAGUGGCUCAACUCUGUGUUCCCCCGGUAAAAAACAAAACCAUUGGGAUUUACAAUUCGCUUUUUAAACAUAAUUGAACAACAUGAAUAAAAAAAACUUGAUGAAUCAAGAUAUAAGCUUGCCAUACCAUGGAAACACUUGAAACUCCUUUUGAGAAGCUUACUCAUACACGAACACACUAUAGCAAUUAUUUUCAA